Molecule: messenger RNA, 4237 nt
Organism: Hipposideros armiger (great roundleaf bat)
Lineage: Eukaryota; Metazoa; Chordata; Mammalia; Chiroptera; Hipposideridae
Product: mediator of DNA damage checkpoint protein 1-like
Exons: 9
Source: RefSeq, a predicted model, not a curated record
CUCCUCCAGACCAGCUCCUCUGCUGUGGCCUUGAAUUCCCUGGGGCCGCUGCCCAACUCAGCUCCAUCCUCACACCACAUACUUCCUUCUCCUCCUCCUCCUCCUCCUCCUCCCUCUGCUCCUGGGCCCUCUGUUUUCUUGCCAUCCAUGACUAAGCCCUCCCCUGGAGGCCACGGUCACACCCAGGAGGUUCUCUGUGUUGAGGAUAAUGAUAAUGGACAGGGCCUUUUACCAGCUGUGGCCCCCAGCUGGCUUAAUUUGGCUGGCCUCAGGGCGACUGCUGGCCUCAGAGUAACACCUGACACCCCCAACUCAGGGUUUCCCUCUGUGGAGGAUUCUCGGGGGCCAUGUGGUACAGAGAGUCAGGCUCGAGUGUGGAGAGGUCUACCAAGCCUCACAAGUGAGGGCUCCAGGGCUCCCCCCAGCCACACUCUACCCGGAGCUGGGUGUGUAGGUUCCCAGGAGCCUAGAGACCCCCAAGGGCUGUCGGCCAACCCUGUGCACCCAGAGGAGGCCAUGGCUGCUACAUGGGAGCAGCCGUGGGCUUUGGAGACGGUCAGGCCUGAGACUCCCCGCGGAGCUACGCCCAGCUUCCAGAAAUUAACCGAGCCAGCUGUUGUGGCUGUGGACCGUCAGGCCAUCUUCCCAGAUACCUGGAGCCUCACGAAGGAACGUGGACAGCGGAAGGAGAGGGCAAGGCCAGAGCCAGCGGGGCUGGAGAGCAACUGCUCUGCCCCCCUUGACAAGGAGCAGUUAGGUGGACAGACAUCCACAAGGGGAAGCCCAGUCGGGCCAACCCAGGGACCCGAGACCCCCAGGAGGCCAGAGAGCACCACCGAAGCUGCUGCUGAGGCCAAGAGGGAACAGCUGGACCUUCCACAUGCCACAGUCAUGGACACACCCUACGCCACCGAGAGGAUUUCCACCUCUGGCCAGAUCCGCUCCGUGAUCAGGAGGAGCCGGGAGACGGGCCAUGCGCACCCCAUGUCCCGGGAGCCCUCCCCUCGCCGCCGGCUGGACCCUGCCACCCUGAGCAGGACCCCAUCUCAGGAGCGGCUCAUCGCAGAGCUGCAGGGUCGGCUGGGCAUCCAGCCGGAGGCAGAGGAGGCAGCAGGGGCAGCGGGGGCCUCCACCGAGGACUGGAUGACCGAGGGCGUCGUCAUCACUGUGCAGCCGCGAGGGAGGCGGGCUGGGGGGCAGCUGGUAGAGAAGGUUGUCUUCCCUCCCGGCUCUCCCAUUCCCCUGAGAAGAACCUUCUCUGUUCUGCCUUCUCCUCCUCCUCCUGUCCCUUUGCUCCAGCAUCACAGAGACGCCUCGGCCAGCAACUCUCCUCCCCCACCCAGCCUGCCUACUCCUUCCACUCGGGGGCCCUCAGCAGUCCCCCGUGGUUCCCCUGAGGUCCAGAGAGCUGGGGCAGGGCCACGGCAAGAGGAUGCACAGGGCCCCGCCCCUCCCUCUCCUGUGCCCCAUGCUUGGAGAUCCGUGGGCUGCCAGACCGACGAGGACCCGCUCUUCCCCCCGAUGCAGAUCCAGGGCCUGGAACAAAGAGCGGAUGGAGAGCUGGCGGCCGGCUGGCCUCCGAACGGCAGGCAGAGCAGCCCCGAAGGGCAGGACGAGGGAGGGUUCAUGGCCCAGGGGAAGACGGGGAGCAGCUCUCCCCCGGGGGGACCCCCAAAGCCUGGGAGUCAGCUAGACAGCAUGCUGGGGAGCCUGCAGUCUGACCUGAACAAACUGGGGGUCGCCACGGUCGCCAAAGGGGUCUGCGGGGCCUGCAAGAAGCCCAUCGCUGGACAGGUCGUGACAGCCAUGGGGAAGACGUGGCACCCGGAGCACUUCGUCUGCACCCACUGCCAGGAGGAGAUCGGGUCCCGGAACUUNUCCCAAGUUUCUGAGACACUAAAGCGUUUUGCAGGGAAGGUGACAACAGCCAGUGUGAAGGAACGGAGAGAAAUCCUCAGUGACCUGGGGAAAUGUGUUGCUGGAAAAGAUGAGGCCAACUCAAGCCCCCUGCUGCCUGGGGCUCUGAGCUCCCACUAUGGCAUCCCAGAGAAUAACAGCCUACUGGGCGGCAAACCUGGGCCCCUGAUGAAAGAGAAGCCCAAGCGGAACGGGGGCCGGGGCCUGGAGGACGUGCGGCCCAGCGUGGAGAGUCUCCUGGAUGAACUGGAGAGCUCCGUGCCCAGCCCUGUCCCCGCCAUCACUGUGAACCAGGCAGAGAUGAGCAGCCCUCAGCGAGUCACCUCCAGCCAGCAGCAGACACGCAUCUCGGCCUCCUCUGCCACCCGGGAGCUGGACGAGCUGAUGGCCUCACUGUCGGAUUUUAAGGUACCUGGAGGCCCCUCUUCCCUGCCCUGCCCCCUUUCUCUCCCCCAGCUUUCUCCUCUUGUACCUCAGUGUGAGUAGUGGAACUCAGCCCCUCAGUUUGGAUACCUUGCCUCAAGCCAGGGAGUCUGCAGUGUCUUGGCCUUGCCAGGGCCCGGGGCAGGGAGGGCCAGGUCAGGCUGGUGGGGACUGAGCUGCCUUGCAGCCUGGGAAGGCAGAGAAGCGCUCAGCAGGGACAUUCCUUCCCCCCGGGUGCUCCCAGCUCCCAGCCACCCAGGGAGGGGAUCAGGAGGCUGGGACAAAGGGCCCUGUGUUGAUGGCUGCUCUCCGUGGGGGAGGGCAUUCUCUGCUGGGCCAUGUGGGCCUCCGGGUCCUGUGCCUGAGAGGUCAUUUGCCCUGGAGCCCCAUCUCCCACACUGGCUGUCCCCAACACGUCUUCUUUCUUUCUUUCUGCCUCUGGCUUUUGAAUCCACAGGCCUCCUUUACCAGGCUUCUGUCCCGUCCCCUCUCCCUCCACGGGCCUCUGAGUCCUCACAAGUUCUGUCUGUGGGAAACCUAACCCGUCAGGCUACUGGGCCAGUCCUGCAUGCGGCACCCCUUCCCCUCCCCUUCCAGGCCUCCCGGGCCUGCCAGGCCCGAGAUGUUUUAUUGAAAAGAUGCGGUGCCUCCAUGGGAUUGAUAUUGACCGAGCUCUCCAACAGUUGCUGACUGCACUCUUUCAUGUGGGUCGACCUUUGGCGCAUGACUUAGGGAAUCUGAGAAGGGGAGCGAGUGGUCCGUGCACUGUGGGCCCUGAUGGUGCCUCCAAACCUCCCUUUAGCUGGGGUUUCAUGGUGGGGGGUGGGAGUGGGCCUGAGGGGAGGGCCGGAGCUACUGAUCGUUCUGAGCAGCCGAGGUCAGGAUCAAGUCGGUUGGACCCAGGUGUUGACCUAAGGGAGCCCCGCCCGAGCACCCCUGAGAGCGAUGAUGCCUUCUGAGAGCCAGCAUCGUGAUGCCCCGUGAGAAGCUGAGCUGGUUCUCUCUGUGCCCCUGGAGCAAGGCCUUGGGCCUUGGGGGAGCUGGGUUUGUCUGGGAGCGACCAAGCUGAGAACCAAGCCAAGGUUGGAGAGGACAGAGCAGCUGCCUGCGGCUGACCCUCCCUUGAUGGGGCCUGGGCUGACCUCCUUGGUCACCUGUCUCCUGGGUGGUCACCUCACCGUAGUCUUUUCUCCCUCCUACCUACUCUGACUGGGGUGGCCUCGCAGGCUUUGCUCAGUGGCUGCUUUCUGCUGCCCGGGUUUGAUGGGGGCCGAGGCCAUGGAGCCCAGGAAAACCUUGUUGGGCAUCCUGCAUCAGCUUUGCAGCCUCCCCGGUCAGUGUAGAUUAGAUGGUGGCUCUCCGAGCCCUAAGGCCGAGCCCGCCCCUUGCACUGAGCAGCUUUCCUCACCUCUCCCAUCUCUCUCUCCUCUCCCCUCUGCCUUUUGUCUUUCUCCUCCUCCAGACCAGCUCCUCUGCUGUGGCCUUGAAUUCCCUGGGGCCGCUGCCCAACUCAGCUCCAUCCUCACACCACAUACUUCCUUCUCCUCCUCCUCCUCCUCCUCCCUCUGCUCCUGGGCCCUCUGUUUUCUUGCCAUCCAUGACUAAGCCCUCCCCUGGAGGCCACGGUCACACCCAGGAGGUUCUCUGUGUUGAGGAUAAUGAUAAUGGACAGGGCCUUUUACCAGCUGUGGCCCCCAGCUGGCUUAAUUUGGCUGGCCUCAGGGCGACUGCUGGCCUCAGAGUAACACCUGACACCCCCAACUCAGGGUUUCCCUCUGUGGAGGAUUCUCUGGGGCCAUGUGGUACAGAGAGUCAGGCUCGAGUGUGGAGAGGUCUACCAAGCCUCACAAGUGAGGGCUCCAGGGCUCCCCCCAGCCACACUCUACCCGGAGCUGGG